Molecule: messenger RNA, 1467 nt
Organism: Chlamydomonas reinhardtii
Lineage: Eukaryota; Viridiplantae; Chlorophyta; Chlorophyceae; Chlamydomonadales; Chlamydomonadaceae
Exons: 8
Coding region: 67-855 (262 amino acids)
Biological process (GO): glutathione metabolic process
Molecular function (GO): glutathione transferase activity
Source: RefSeq, a predicted model, not a curated record
CUGGAGCGGUUUGUUAGUCGUUCUUCACGACUCGCGCCUGGCGUAUACAGGGUCAAAACCAGAACGAUGAUGCUCACAGCUCGCUCAUUCGCUAGCGCCCGCACCAGCAGGCGCACGGUCUGUCACGUUAGCGCUAGCAAGGCAAAACUCUUUGAUGUCCCCGUGAGCAACAAUGGCGCGCGGAACCGCUUCAUCAUCCGCAAGAAGGGCCUGGAGGGCCAGAUUGACAUUGUGACGCCCCAGACCAUCGGCGGCCUGAAGAGCCCCGAGUAUCUGGCUCUGAACCCGCAGGGCAAGAUGCCUCUGCUGGUGACGGAGUCGGGUUGGCCCCUGCCCGAAUCUGAGGUCAUCUCGCAGUAUCUUCUGGACAAGUACGCGAGCCACAGCCCAUCUCUGGUGGCCAACACCCCUGAGGGCCGCGCGCGGGCCAACCUAGCCACGCGCAUCCAUGAUGUUUACAUCGUGCCCAUCCAGGGCUGCAUGUACAGGACCAUGGACAGCGUUGAGACACGCGCCAAGCAGAUUGAGCAGAUUGCUUUCCAGCUGAAUGUGCUCGAGGGCAUUGUGCAGGGCCCCUUCGUUGCGGGCUCCGAGAUCACGGCGGCUGACGCGGCGCUGUUCCCCACCUUUGUGUUCUUUGACUUCAUCCUGCCCACCUACUUCGGCUGGAAGGACGUGUUCGCGGGCAAGCCCAAGCUCAAGUCCUGGUGGGAGAACAUGAAGAAGGACGCGGAGGGCGCCAAGAUCUACGAGGAGAUCCGCGGUGGGCUGCAGGGCUGGGCCAACAACAACCGCUGGAGGGACCAGGGCAUCACGGACCACGUCGCCAACAGCGCAUACAAGUGGGCGUACUGAGCGAGAGAGCGCGACAGCAGCGCCGUGGUGGAGUGUGAAAGAGGCAACCGAACGGAAGAAAGCAGUGAGUUAAGGAGUGAGGGAAAAGAGCUUGAAGUGGUGUGAGUGAGCAGCAAGUGAGGAAGAUGAGCGCGCGUGCGUCUCGUUGGGACAGCAGGGAAGAGGGAGAGUGCGAUUGCGUGGGGGAGGAGGAGAGUGUGUCUCGCUCAAGUAGAGGGGUGCUGGGUUCCGGUGGCAGCAUUUCAUGGAGGCGUUUGCACUAGCAUCCCCCAAGCAAGGCUCAGUUCAGAUUCAUGGUGGCCAGGAGUUGCAGCUAGUUGCGGGCUCGGCUGCGCGCCCAGGAGGCUUUCAUUGAGACCUGACUACAGCCUGCACGGGAGUUUUUCUUGACGCACUCGCCAAUUUUGCUCUCUCGUCGGCUAUUGGGGUCUGUUGGAUUUGCGAAGGUGGCUUGGUGUGCGAUGGGACAGUUGUAAGGCAGGUUGGUGAAGGUGGCUUGGUGGGAUAUCCUGGGGUCACUGGAUGCGCCCAUCAAUGCAUGCAUGUGUGGAGGGAUGUGAUUGCUUUGCAGUGAUUGCUCAACAAAGCUGUGCGGUGUAAGCGCUCACUUGG